Messenger RNA from Chiloscyllium plagiosum (whitespotted bambooshark), 2418 nucleotides. The record is from RefSeq and is a predicted model, not a curated record. Lineage: Eukaryota; Metazoa; Chordata; Chondrichthyes; Orectolobiformes; Hemiscylliidae.
GUGCACCAUCUUCUGUAGCUACUGGGAUACUGCAAGAGUGAGUUAAAAAUUUUCUCUUCUUUUUCAGGACAGCUCUGGGCUUAAAUUGUGGAAGAGAAGAUGGUUUGUUCUGUCGGAUUUCUGUUUGUAUUAUUACAGAGACAGUCGGGAGGAGAGAAUCCUGGGCAGUAUUCCGAUGCCAAGUUACGCCAUCUCAGUUGUUGGUCCACAGGAUCGGAUAACCCGGAAAUUCACUUUCAAGGCAGAACACCCAGGAAUGAGAACAUAUUAUUUCAGUGCUGACACCCAGGAGGAUAUGAAUGGCUGGAUCCGAGCUCUGAGCCAAUCAGCACGUGUGGAAUCUAAUCAGAUCAACAUCACCUCAAAGCAUCUUCCUCAGGAACAACGAUAUUACAGCUUUGAAGAUUUUACAAACAGCAGCUUGCUCCAGGACCAGGAAAACAGACACAGCUCCGAGUCCCUGGAAGUGGCUGUGUUCUCAGGCCCAAGGCAGCAGCUGGGAUCCCUGAGUGAGAGGAAGCUGCAGCAUAGCCCACCCCCCCAGGUACAUGCCGUCCCUCCUCCCACUCCCACCAGCGGGCUCCAGGACACGGGCCUACCACUCGAUGGGUUAUCCAGGCCUGGGGAUGACCACCUGGAUCCAGAGCUGAGGGCUCCUCUGUCUCACGUUGAGGAGUGGGUUCUCUCACAGAAAGAGAAACUCCCUGAGGCCCAGCAAGACCAGCCUUAUAUAAUGAAGACCCGGUGCGGCCCUGCGUAUGAACACCUCGCUGACGGUUACCGUGGUGACUCGCAGCUCCUUGAGGACCACUCCAUCAUGGUCAGUCUCGGUUCAGGGGUCAGGCAGCAAAGCCCCAGGGGUCACUAUCUCAACGAGGAACAGGGCAAGGGAUUGCAACCUGAAUCUGAUUCACCGCUCAGGUUCCAACAGAGCUCAGUCCUCCCAUCCAACAGCCCAGACCUGAUCAGCAGCAGAUCCAUCAAAUCACUGCGUUCCAACUCCCUACCUGUGACAUCAGACACUCCGAGAUACCAUGUUCUCAGACGAUCACACACUCCGGAUGAUCAAUAUGUGAUCCUCAUGGAGGGUCUACACAGCCGCCGUUGUAAUGAAACUCCACCUGAGAGAACUUCCCAGAGGCCAAUGGAUAAGGCCCCAGCGUCACAGAGUUCCCCAAUCUCUGGAAAACCCCCUGUCCCAUUCCCAAGAUCUUCACAAAGGACCCAGUCUCCCUCAGAGAGAUCCCAAGAAGAUAUGGCCUUACCCCCGAGGAGCAGCAGGACAUUGAGCAGACCUCACACUCCCGUUGGAAGGAUUGAUAUCCUCCCGACCCCACAGACAGCUCCUGUUGUGAGAAGUAGCUACCUUCCGAUUCCAGGACAGUUCAUGGGGCCUCACAGUUUGCCAGUGAGCAUUAGCCUGCUCCCAACAGAGGAGCAGCCUGGAGAAUAUUACAUCUCAGCACGGGCCCGAGCACAAACACUCAGCCGGUCAUACUCAAGGCCACAAACUCCUUCCGAUCAAUUUGACAUCCUGCCCUCAGAGGAACAUUACAGUUUCUUCUUAAACAAAGCUCAGAGUCCACUCAGGAGACAGGAAAGAUCCUCAACACCGUUUGAAAGGAUGACAGUGAUACCUCGAGAGGAGCUGCAUUUUGAGGGUUCGAGUGUGACAUUACCCAGUCGAUAUUCCAGAAAUAACAGGCCUCACACUCCAGUCGAGAGAUUAACUGUCCUGCCUGGCAAAGAACACCAUGAAACCCCUGUCAGCAAACGUAGCAUACUGGGCACAUGGGAGCAUUUCACCUGCCAAAGUCGAUGCUUUCCACUCUCUCCAUUUCAUUCCUCUCGAACUGACAGAGCUCGCAGCCUCGCGAGAAAAUCGGGAAUUGGCUCCACUUUCACACGACUCCCUCCUCGUCUUCCAUCUACCCCAGGAACUAGCUCCAGUCCCCAGGGCCUGGUUGUCAAGAGAUUAUCCACCAGUUCAUCAGUCCACAGGGAAUACACUCUAGAACCUGUCAAAAUGACCGAAACACCGGUUGAUCUCCUGUUGACAAGGCUGUGUGGGCAGGACCGGAUGCUCCAGGCACUAGUCAAUGAAGCAACUCAACUCCAAUCAGAGAAGGAGAAACUGGAAGGUGUUUGGGAGGAGACACGUUGCCAGAUGAUGGAUUUUGAGAGACACCCAGACGUUGUGGAACAGUUAACGUUCCAACAGAAGCUUCUUCAGGAAGAUCUGAUCCAGAUCCGAGGCAGACUCUGUGAUCUCUCCGCGGUAAUCACUACGGAAUCAGGAGGAGAGUUUCAGGAAGGGGAUAAGAUUCUAACUCUGAGCUUCUUGCUGUCAGCCUGAGACGGCCCUUUGUUCCAAAUCCCACCCCUCAGUUCCAGCCCUGUCCCACUUUGAGAUUUUAA